Microsporum canis CBS 113480 is the source of this 645-nucleotide messenger RNA. RefSeq lists its product as uncharacterized. The coding region runs from base 1 to 645 and encodes 214 amino acids. The record is from RefSeq and is a predicted model, not a curated record. NCBI's taxonomy places the organism in Eukaryota, Fungi, Ascomycota, Eurotiomycetes, Onygenales, Arthrodermataceae. The transcript has 2 exons.
AUGCCUGUGGCUACGAGGAGAAUAAGCGAAAGGGGGCGUCAGGGGGAGGAACAUACGUACAAUGGCAUUGAAGACCGAGUCUCCAAGGGCGUCAUGAUGUAUCCUGUGUUUUGUACCGCCAAAAUACCAUCAGAGAUUCUUGACGAGUUUAUCGACGAGUCAUAUGCAGGAAUAAUAGAUACCAUUGGUGAGGACGUCUCUGAUCCUGGCGCGUCUCCAUGUAUUCUUCAAACAACCGACCUAGACUCAAUCACCCACGGCUCCCGCAAGCCAAUGCCAGACUUCGAGUCUCCCUUUCUGAACUGGACGGAUAAACAGGUCCGAGAUUGGGCAACGAAGGAGUCAAGACUUGAGCGCUCCUCUAUUGCAACAAGAACGUUUACUAUUUUUGAUCAAAAUACAAUUAAUAAUAAGGUAUGCCGGGUAGGAUAUAUUAGCAUUUAUAAAGAAGAUACAGAUUCUCGAAUGUUAAACGAAGUAUUUUAUGCGGAUAUAAUGGUAAGGGUCCCUUUAGAAGAGGCCGAGAUAUUCUGGGAAGAAACAUUGUCGGGGGUAGAUGGGGUGUUUGACCGGAACGCGAUUGACGAAGAGCGUGCAAUGGUUGAACAAAGCCGUAAGGAGCUUGAGCAGGGGAAAAGGAAGUAA